AUGUCUCUAGAGGGAGGAAUCAGGAUCAUCGAGGUUUGUCAGAUGAAGCAAGCUCUGUUCCUGAUCCACGCUAUGGCCGCAGUGUUGGACCUAUGGGGUGCCACCCAGGGAGGGGUUGUUGUUGGUGCUCAAGACAUGAGCCCUGACACUGGCUACGGUUCGUUUAGAGUGAUGUCAAGUGCUCCUUGCAGCCUGCGGGAUUUGGAGGUUGCAUUAGUAGUCAUGCUUAGGGCCUCGGUGGCCCCGACCAACCCUGCUGCUCACGAACCCCAUAUCAAUUAA
Molecule: messenger RNA, 282 nt
Organism: Penicillium paradoxum
Lineage: Eukaryota; Fungi; Ascomycota; Eurotiomycetes; Eurotiales; Aspergillaceae
Exons: 1
Coding region: 1-282 (93 amino acids)
Source: RefSeq, a predicted model, not a curated record